Neogale vison (American mink) is the source of this 8965-nucleotide messenger RNA. RefSeq names its product GDNF family receptor alpha 1 (gene GFRA1). Gene Ontology annotation, biological process: nervous system development. Bases 143 to 1549 code for a protein of 468 amino acids. The record is from RefSeq and is a predicted model, not a curated record. Lineage: Eukaryota; Metazoa; Chordata; Mammalia; Carnivora; Mustelidae. Gene Ontology annotation, cellular component: external side of plasma membrane; signaling receptor complex. The transcript has 10 exons. Gene Ontology annotation, molecular function: signaling receptor activity.
CUCUCGCACUGGAUGGAGCUGAACUUUGGGCGGCCAGAGCAGCGCGGCCGUCCGGGGAUUGCUGUAUGCUGAGCUCCCUCGUCGAUACCCAGCCGCGGCUCGGGAUUUUUGGGGGGGCGGGGACCAGCUGCGCGCCGGCACCAUGUUCCUGGCGACCUUGUACUUCGCGCUGCCGCUCCUGGACGUGCUGCUGUCGGCCGAGGUGAGCGGCGGGGACCGCCUGGACUGUGUGAAAGCCAGCGACCAGUGCCUCAAGGAGCAGAGCUGCAGCACCAAGUACCGCACGCUGAGGCAGUGCGUGGCGGGCAAGGAGACCAACUUCAGCCUGACGUCCGGCCUGGAGGCCAAGGACGAGUGCCGCAGUGCCAUGGAGGCCCUCAAGCAGAAGUCGCUCUACAACUGCCGCUGCAAGCGGGGUAUGAAGAAGGAGAAGAACUGCCUGCGCAUCUACUGGAGCAUGUACCAGAGCCUGCAGGGAAAUGAUCUGCUUGAAGAUUCCCCUUACGAGCCAGUUAACAGCAGAUUGUCUGAUAUAUUCCGGGUGGUCCCAUUCAUACCAGAUAUGUUCCAGCAAGUGGAGCCCGUGCCCAAGGGGAACAACUGCCUGGACGCCGCCAAGGCCUGCAACCUCGACGACACCUGCAAGAAGUACCGGUCCGCCUACAUCACCCCGUGCACCACCAGCAUGUCCAACGAGGUCUGCAACCGGCGCAAGUGCCACAAGGCCCUGCGGCAGUUCUUCGACAAGGUCCCCGCCAAGCACAGCUACGGGAUGCUCUUCUGCUCCUGCCGGGACAUCGCGUGCACCGAGCGGCGGCGGCAGACCAUCGUGCCCGUGUGCUCCUACGAGGAGAGGGAGAAGCCCAACUGCCUGAAUUUGCAGGACUCCUGCAAGACGAAUUACAUCUGCAGAUCUCGCCUUGCGGAUUUUUUUACCAACUGCCAACCGGAGUCAAGGUCCGCCAGCAGCUGUCUGAAGGAAAACUAUGCCGACUGCCUCCUCGCGUACUCAGGGCUUAUUGGUACAGUCAUGACCCCCAACUACAUAGACUCCAGUAGUCUCAGCGUGGCCCCGUGGUGUGACUGCAGCAACAGUGGGAAUGAUAUAGAAGAGUGCCAGAAAUUUUUGAACUUCUUCAAGGACAAUACUUGUCUCAAAAAUGCAAUUCAAGCCUUUGGCAAUGGUUCUGAUGUGACCGUGUGGCAGCCAGCCCUCCCAGUUCAGACCACCACUGCCACCACCACCACAGCCUUCCGGGCCAAGAACAAGCCCCUAGGGCCAGCAGGGUCUGAGAAUGAAAUCCCUACUCACGUUUUACCACCUUGUGCAAAUUUGCAGGCCCAGAAGCUGAAAUCCAAUAUGUCGGGCAGUACACACCUCUGUCUUUCUGAUCGUGAUUACGAAAAGAAUGGUCUCGCUGGUCCUUCCAGCCACAUAACCACAAAAUCAAUGGCUGCUCCUCCACGCUGCAGUCUGAGCCCACUGCUGGUUCCGGUGGUCACUACCCUGUCCACCUUAUUGUCUUUAUCUUUGGCAGAAACAUCGUAGCUGCAUUUGAACAACAAUAUGGACAUGUAAAAAGACAAAAACCAAGCUAUCUGUUUCCUGUCCUCUUGUGUAUCUGAAAUUCCAGUUUUAGGAGCCCAGUUGAGAUACUGAGAAAACAGUUUCAUCCAACUGGAACUUUAUCUUUUGCUUCUUCUUCUUCUUUUGUUUUUCUUUUGCUUUUUUGUUUUUGUUUUUGUUUUUUUGUUUUUAAGAAAUCUUCUUGUGAUCCUUAGGGCUUCUGUGGGCUACCCAAUACAGUGCUACAUUCCAUACUGAAAAGGCUUUGGGGCCUGCUGUGUUGUCGAGGGGCAGUGCGUGAAUUUGGCUAUAAAACCAACUGGGCCCAUGUUCAACGUGAUGAUGAUGAUGGGGAUGAUUUUAACAAUUUAAUUCUGACCUUUCCUAGCAAGAGAAGGACUUAGUAUUUCUAAAAAAUCUUCCGUAUCUCCUAUAAUGGCUUUGGUUUCUGAUGACAUCACUUUAGCCUACCACGGGUGGAUGCAAGCUUACUUUGUCACAAAGCAAAGAUUCUCAUCCAGAGGAUCUUGAUGGACUUCGUGCAAACAAGCUUGCUCCAGUGUUCCCCUUUCUAUAUGUACUGGCAUUUUCCACACUGUUUGCGUACUGUGAAGAGUUUUACACUCUCCUACCAAACAAAAGACACCUGUCUCAUCCAGAUGUAGUGUCUGUCUUCUAGUCAGAAUAGAGGGGUGAGUGUGAGUGAAACUUCACAGUACCUUGAUCACUGAAAGACCUAAGCCUUACCUGAGGGAGAAGCCCUUUCACUAACAAGAGUCAAAUAUAGCUGACAUGUCAUUCUAAUACUCUUUACAUGUAUGAGGUUAUAUGUAGAAAAAAAUUUUACUACUAAAUGAUUUCAACUAUUGGCUUUCUAUAUUUUGGAAGUAAUGAUAUUGUCUUCAUUUUUUUACUGAUGAUUUAAUACAAAAUACAUGGAGCUCGUUUUCCUCUCCUAAAUAGUGUUAGCUCCAAUAUUAACUUCACGAAGACAGCUUUUCAGAAGCAGACCCUGAGGAGCCUCGUGCUUUAGCAGAAAGCUCUGCAUCACGUAACUGUGGACAGGCAGGAGGAAACAGAGCAGCCAAGUGUUGUCUUUUGUCAUUUUUUGAAACACAAGCUUGCAUACCUGUGAGGAAACUGGCGGCCCCUUGUAGAUGCGCUGCAGCGGCCGACGGCAUGCGUGCCGGUUGACAUAAUCCAGGACCUCAGCUUCCAUGUUACUUGCCACAGGCCGGUUUGACUGGGCUGGGGGACAGGAACGUGCCACCCUCUCUUCUGAAGCUGAUCCAUGCCGGGGUACACAGUUGUUUUCCUAAGGGUUGUACUCAGCGGUGAUGACCUGCCCACUGUUUAGAGGGAUUUAGUCCGAAGGUCAUCAGGAAUCAACUCGCGUCUUGUUAUGUGUCCUCCAUGACAGCUGGGGACUGACCAUGUGGAAAGAAAGGCUUGUGGAUCAAGAAGACCAACAAUAGGUGUGUAGAGAUGAGUUGGCCGGCAAAAGAUACGCGGACCAGAACAGGAUUCUGGAAACAAGGCGUGUGGCUUUUUCUCCGCACAUCACUUCCAUCAUUCUCCAUCCUUAAACAAGUAGACCUUGAAGUGUGCUUUUGAAGUCUGGUUGAUGGUGACAUUCAGAAUCUACAGUGAUCGAGCGCUAGGAGCCAUGCUUCUCCAACACUGAAUAGAUAAGAGGAGUAUCCACCCAACUGGAGUGCUGGGAGCAUUACUUCUCCCCACAUCAGUAGAGGGGCUGGAGGAGGAACCCAAGGUGCACAGUUCAUACUGAUCCCCUUUGCCCGCUGAUGUUUGCCUUGUAAGAAUUAAUCAAAUCACUGGGGUGGGAAAUCUAUUCAAUCCAAGAUAAAGGCAUAGUCUUUUAGCUCUGUUGGUGUUUGAAGUACAUUUAUAUCCAAAUGUUAAUAAACAUAAAUGUAUAAUACUAAGUUCCGUGUUUUUUCAGUUCAAAAUGUUUCCAAGGAAAAUUCAUCAAACAGAUUUGAUUAGUGAAAGGUUUCAUGAAGACUCUUUCUUUGAAUAAACAACGUUAAAUGUGUCGGAACAUUUGGAAUUCCGGUCCUCUAUGAAAGCCUAUCUCUUACAGAGCAUAUUUUGUUUUAAUUAAGGUAUCUCUGUGUAUCUACACUAGACUAAUUGCAUAUGGGUCUGAUUCUAUGUGAUCUACUGUAGAAAGCUAUUGAUUCCUUCUGCGGUAAGCAGCGGUUGUAAUUAGCUUCAGAUGACCGGAGAGGAAAUAGGAGUUAUCAGAGCUAACAAGGGUGGCCUUCAGUGAUGAACACGGGGAUGUGCAACCCAUAAAUUAAAUUUGGGAAAGCCUCAUCGAUCACCAACAAAGAUCUCAUUUUUCUUCUCAGAAAGAAGCAUAUUAGAGUUACCAAAUUCUAAAUUUGAAAAUAAAUUGCUGAUGAAAUAAACAGGGAGAAAGGUUGUUCGAUGACAACCCAUUAGAGAGAUUCUUACAAAUUCAUGCCAAGCGGGUGUUUCUGCCAUUCAGCGUGAUUCCCAGUUUAACACAGUGGACCCGAAACACCAUCAUCGCUUGCCAUGGGACUAAAGCGGGCAAGUGACUUAAAUCUUUGACUUCCUUGUGCAGCAAUACUCAAUACUGACAUUAAAAAGCAUUACUUCCUGUCCCUCAGUCCCUGCAUUUGGGAUAUCACCAGAUAUGUAAGGGCAUCUUUCUGCAGAAAGCAUCUCAUUGUAGCUGAUUUUGACAACACAGAAACAGUAGGUCCUAGUAGGUCUUAGGUCCAUGUAGACUAUGGUCAAGACUUGACCAUAGGUCAAGUCUAGCCAUGCCCUGCUGCUUAUUGAGAGAAUGAAAAAAAAAGGGCACUACUGCCAAACUGAUUGGAAGCACAUUCAUUCUAAGUUGGCGUUGAGCAUCUUUAACCAAUAUCUAUUUGAAUAUCUUUUGAAUAGAGCACAUGAAGGAAGAAGUGCACAAUACAGAGAAGGAUUCAGAAUGCCCCUUCCAUGUUUAUUUUCCCAUAUCAGAAUUUUUUCAAGCCCCUAGAGUAUGAGUUAAGAAUUACACAGAUUAUUUUUAUUAAGUAUAGUGAACUGUAUCCAGACUCUAAGAGGAGUGUGGUUUUCAUUAAAAAAAAUAUGUAUUUAAUAAUUCUUUAUCUUAUAGUAAAAUAUGUCUUGGAAGCAAUCUUCAAGUUAAUCAAAUAUGGGACAGGGUUUCUCCAGAGCUGCUGUGGCCUUGAAUUUGGUCUCUGUGAAGACUGCUGGUAUCGUCCAUAUGCUCCGAGGAUGGGUCCUCUACAAUGGCAUCCUGUCGCCCAUUUGUCCCUUUGUACUCCAUCUAAAGUUGACACUCCCAAACACUCCAUCUGCUGAACUGGGAAGGGAGGAGAGGGGAAGCAUUUCUGAGUCAGUGUUAAGUGCUUAUUGGGAAAAGAGAUCUGAAAGCAGUGGGAGUUUGUAUAAUUAGCAAAUUCUUUUCUUAGAAUCUAGCAAAAAUGUUUUUCUGUUGUUACUAUUUACAAAACAGUGGCCUUGGAGGAGCUAUUGUUUGGAAAAUAAGUUUUCAUUCAUGCAGUCCGACAUGCGUGACUUAUUUGAGUCAAUAAACUGUAGACCAGAAAAGGGCUGCUUAAAUGCAUUCGCAUUUUCUAUUUCCCUUUCAACGCUGUUCUUGAUCUCCUGGAGUCAUAUCCCUGUGAUUUUUGUUGCUUCUGUUCUUUGAUUAAGCAAAUGAGACUAUGGGGGACCAACAUUUUUGAGAAGGACCAAAAAGCAAUGGCAACAGAUGGGCGUGAGUUACCAAGGGGCUGGGAACAGGGAGGACAGAAGGACCCAUCUGCCCUCAACUCAGGAAGUUGGGAGAGAUGAAGAGCAAAAAUCAAGGCACGGCAGGAGGCCAGGCGCCAUGGGUUUAAGUGUCCUGCAGUCCCCUGGUGUUCCUUUCUGAUCCAAAUAGGAGCUUCGUCCUCACAAGAAUAGCGGAGUCCCUUGAAUUAGACAGCCGUGUCUUGGUAAGCAAGCCGGAGCUGGUAUCUGGACAACAUGGGAAGUCAUUUCCUUUUAGAAAUUCUAAAACUGUAGAACAACUGAGGAUUCAUUCAGAAACCCUUAGCAGCUAUGUUUUCCUCUCAUCCCUAAGAGAGGCAUCUCAUGUACGUAUCUGACACUUCCUGACUCUGACCCAACUCUUCUUCUCGAGUGACCAUUUGUUCUGAGUCUCUUGUCUAGAAUUCUCCUUGAGGACUCUACAUCAGAACACGUUCUCCCGGCGGAGGCUUUCAGUCUGUGGUUUUGCCGCUGCCUCCCUCCUGGGCUGUGCCUGUCUGGGGGGCCAUCUCAUUUCACGAGGAUGGGCCGACUCUGAUCCCUUUCACGUCGAUUAUGGGGGCCCCAGUGCCCAUUCCUGUUCUUUAUCACUUAACAGUUUAACAGGGUCCCCUCCCGUCGAUUUUUCAUCCGAAUCAUUCUAAAUGUAGUCCUGCCCAGAUUCACUCUUCUUCUGCCAGAUGCCCACUGUACACGGAACCCUGGCUUUUUGAAGACAGACAAGCCUCUCUCAGGAGUCAGGCAAUCUGAGGGUGAUGUUAAUCCCCCAAGCAGGAAGCUCCUCCAUCCAGCCCUCCCCUCUUCCGAGCUUCCUCUCCUUAGCCAUGGGAUGGUCUUCUCUGCUCAUCCUCACCAGGCAUCCCUUGGUUGUUCCCAGUGCUCUCUGAUGUGCUCCUCCCUCCCCGCUCCUGGAGACAGCCUGGGGUGGUUCAGCGGGAAGCAUCACCUGCGCUUCUGAGUGCUCUGAGAUCCAGCCCAGACGGGUGGGGAGGCGCGCGAAUCCUGUUUCAAUAAACUGCCUGCAGAGAACCGCAGCCCGUUACCAGUCAUUGAGGUCCUCACCCCCUGAGGUCUCCAGGCUCGUUCGACCAGCGCAGCUGCGACUUGGGCUGUCUGCCCCUGGCAGGUGCCAACAUCAGCGUCUUGUCUCCCUGCCAUCAGGAGUUUAUUUUUGCUCCCGGGCAGCUGCCAAACCCAGCACCAGCGUCAAUAAAAGGUUUUCUCGGAUUUUCUUCUCUUCAUCCCAGCCUGCGUUUUCUUACCAUUCCCACUUCUGUUUCAUAAAGAAUACCAAGAUUCUGGCCAGACACCAUCAGCCUCUUCUUCCGUCUGAACAUCUCUUCCUGGAGCUCCCCCCAGAUUGCCCUGAGAGGAAGCACGCCUCACGGUAGGUACUUAAACAACGUUGGGUGAAUGAAAACUUUGGGGGCAUCGAAAGGCUUCAUUCUGUAACACGGUAGCAAGAACUGGUCCGCCGGCCUUGUCUCGCCAGCGCUGAGCUCUUGGACACGACAGCAAAGGCUACUGAGGCAGACCUGGAAGGAAGUGUCGAACACAGUAUUAGAAUCAAAGCAGCUUUAAAUCUGCUGACCGUGUUUUUUGCUGAGAGAUGAAAAAUGAGUGUUUGUCCCUAGGACGAGCUGAGCAGGACCAGCCAGUCCCAGAAAAGACAGGACCCCAAAUGGGGCGAACUGAUUUCAUGGGAAAUUAGCCCACGAGUCUGCUGAUAUUUCAAUCUGCGUCAAGUGCAGGAUGCUGGCUGGAAAGGUGGACCGCUCCACCAAGCCCGGACCAAGCCCGGUCCUGUGCCAGCAUCCUGAGAAGCAAAGAGGUGGUCUUCAAUCACGGCAUCUAUGGACCAUCUGCUCUAGCACGGCGAACCCUCCUUCAGGACCGAACCUCCUCCACGAGUAACUUGAGAGGACAAGGCCGUCUGACAGCGGCCUGCGGAAUCAACCAUCUUUUCCAGAUGGCAGAAUCCUUCAUUUUAACAUCCUUCAGAGAAUCUAAAUUCUCACUGUAGGUCGUACAAGAAGUCGCCUUCCAGACUCGGUCCUUAAGAAGUCGCAAGCAACAGGCACAGCUCAAGCAACACGGAGAAGGGGGUCAGACUGCCACAGGGAACCAAGUGGGGUCACCCUUGGAGGCCUCAGAGGGCCGUGAGCAUGGCCAGGUGGCCAUAUCCGGGGCACUGGCCCAGGUGUCAGGCACCAGCCGUGGUGCAGGUGGGAACAGGAGACGCGAGAGCUGCUCUAGCGCAGGAAAGCAGGCAGAGCAGUGCUGGUUCAAACAGCAGAACUUUGAAAGUACGCAAAGACCUUGAGUGGCAGCAAAUAUAACCCAGGUUACAAGACAAGAGUAAAGUAGGGUAAAGAAUUGGAACACCCAGGCGAUGCCGUGGGUAGAAGAAACGCACGGCUCUUUUGAGUGGCUAAAGGUCUGUCACCUGUCCCUGGGGCCCGGCAGCAGGACGUCUGACACUUACCCACCACCAAAGCUCCUUUUCUCUCUCCGUGUUACAACUUCCGCAGGGCUGCGGGAUCCGCCAUGGUCUUCCUGGUAUGCAGAGUGUGCUUGAUCUGGAAUCUGCCUUUUUUAUUUUUUAGCUUUAGCCAAAAGCAUUUCUGAAAUGUGGGAAAGAGAGAGAAUGGGGAACUGGAGAACCCACUCACGAUGGCCCUGCCUUAUGUGGCUGCGAUCUUCUCGUAAUGAGACUUUUCUAGACUCAGAAAUAGCUGUUUGUCCUCAGAGGGUUGAAGGAAUGGUUUCAGAAGCCUGAAAUCCAGGGCCUUCUAUUUCUUCUAAUUAUCUCUCUUUUCUCUCUCUUUCUCCCCCAAGGGAGGAGGGGGGAAUGCUUUUCACCACAGAGUUUUCUUUAAAGGGUUUUCUGUUCUCCUGUGCGCCAUCCCUUAGAUAUUGAAAUUAUUUUCUCUUGUUUAAUCCACCUCCCGUGGAGAAGCUGUGUGAGAUUCGGGGUGUGGGCUUUCAAGUUUAUUCUUUUAGAUGGUGUUGCAUUUUUACUCCUAACCACAGGGUAUGUCUCAGCUUCUGUUCCUUCUGUUUCAUGUAGGUUAGCCAGCCAUGAGGAUUUGGGUUUUUAGGAUGGCUUUAGACUUCUGUCAAACACCCAGCCUCGUCAGAGCUGGGGUCAGGGCUGUAGUGAGCUUCACGGAAGCCUCCAGUUAGGAUCGAGAUGAGUGAUUUCCCUCCUGGCCUCCACUUGCCAUCGUGUGUUUCUUGAGUUUCCCACUCGUACCAAACAACACCUGUAUCUCAUUGCCGUGUGUCCCUGCUUUCCUGCAGCACCUGUGUGUUUUCCGGGGCCAUCCCCACACGGCUCCCUCAGACCGCUGUCUGCAGCGUCCUUUGCCACAGACACCCAUGGAACAACACCUACAUAGAGAAGUACAAGUUUUGCUCUUUGGACUUUGGAAGUGGUUUUGUGAUGUUUGGAUUUUCUGUUAACAUAUUGCUCGAGCACUAUAGAAUGUACGUAUGUAAUCUGUUCAGGGGUCCUCCACCCCAGGAUACCCUAAUAAACAUUGUUUUCUUUUUUUAAAAAAAACAAACAAAACAAAA